CUCAACAUGGCACGUACAAAGCAAACUGCACGUAAAUCUACUGGUGGCAAGGCUCCACGCAAACAGUUGGCAACUAAAGCCGCACGUAAGAGCGCACCAGCCACCGGAGGAGUGAAGAAACCUCAUCGUUACAGGCCAGGUACCGUAGCUCUCCGUGAAAUCCGUCGUUACCAAAAGAGCACCGAACUUCUAAUCCGUAAACUUCCAUUCCAGCGUUUAGUGCGUGAAAUCGCCCAAGACUUCAAGACCGACCUUCGAUUCCAGAGCUCUGCUGUCAUGGCUCUACAAGAAGCCAGCGAAGCCUACCUUGUCGGGCUUUUCGAGGACACGAACUUGUGCGCCAUCCACGCCAAGCGUGUCACAAUCAUGCCGAAGGACAUCCAACUUGCCCGCCGUAUCCGUGGCGAGCGUGCUUAAAUAGACAGCCAAGCACACACAAACCAAAUGGCCCUUUUCAGGGCCACCACAUCCUCCAAAAAGAGAACUACCGUCAUUAAUAAGUGUCA
This is a messenger RNA of Saccoglossus kowalevskii, 506 nucleotides long. Its product is annotated as histone H3. Gene Ontology annotation, molecular function: DNA binding; protein heterodimerization activity; structural constituent of chromatin. The record is from RefSeq and is a predicted model, not a curated record. Gene Ontology annotation, cellular component: nucleosome. NCBI's taxonomy places the organism in Eukaryota, Metazoa, Hemichordata, Enteropneusta, Harrimaniidae.